AUGAAGAACCCCCGAGCUUUAUACACCCAUUGCUACAGGCACACGUUGAACGUGGCUGUUGGGGAUGCUGUAAAACAUUGCAAAGUGAUAAAGGAUGCACUGGACACCACUUAUGAAGUCUCAAAGCUUGUGAAGUACUCUCCAAAAAGGGAUACUGCUUUGCAAAAGUUGAAGGAAAGUCUUGCACCAGACACCCCUGGUUUCCGUAUGUUGUGUCCAACAAGGUGGACGGUCAGGGCAGACUCUUUGAAGUCAGUAAUUGAUAACUACUGUGUUCUGCAGGAGCUGUGGGAGAUGUCCAAAGACUAUGUAUCUGAUCCUGCUAUCAAGGGCCGCAUCAUUGGCGUUCAAUUCCAGUUUAGAACGUUUCAAUAUUUGUUUGGGGUUGCUUUGGGACAACUAAUUCUGAGGCAUAGUGAUAACUUGAGCAAGACCCUACAAUCACCCAAGUUGUCUGCUGCUGAGGGUCAACGAAUAGCUUUGAUGACUGUUGCAACUCUGCACGUGCUCAGAGACGACACACAGUUCGAUCUUUUCUGGAAGAGUCUUCAAGAGACAGGGACUAAAUUAGAUGUUGAUGAACAUGUCCUGCCCAGAAAGAGGAAAGUUCCAAGGCGAUAUGAGGAGGGCAGUGCUGAACCUGAGUUUUUUUAUGUUUGCAAGCAAUGUUAUUGCCAGCAAUAUUACGAAGCACUCGAUUUAAUUGUGAAUGCUAUUCAAGCCAGGUUUGACCAAUCCAGAUUCAAAAUUUACUGCAACUUGCAGGACCUUUUGCUAAAGGCUGUCAAGGGUGACGAUUAUAGGGAAUGCCUCAAGCAUGUCACUUCAUUGUAUCAUGACGAUUUAGAUGCCCAACAACUGCAGCUUCAUCUUGAAAUUUUGCAAGCCAACUUUGGUCUCGUAGACAAGACUUCUGUGACAGUGUGUGACAUUAGGGACUACAUCUUGAGUUUAUCUCCUUACAAAAGGGAUUUGAUGUCGGAAGUAGUCACCGUCCUUAAACUCAUUAUGGUCCUGCCAUCUACCAACGCCGUCAGUGAGAGGUUAUUUAGUGCCCUCAAGAGAUUGAAACGUACCUUAGGAGUACAAUGA
Messenger RNA from Corticium candelabrum, 1092 nucleotides. RefSeq names its product zinc finger MYM-type protein 1-like. The transcript has a single exon. Bases 1 to 1092 code for a protein of 363 amino acids. Lineage: Eukaryota; Metazoa; Porifera; Homoscleromorpha; Homosclerophorida; Plakinidae. The record is from RefSeq and is a predicted model, not a curated record.